UAAACGAGAAUUACUUUUGUAGUUGUUUUCUACAUUUCAUAUCUUACAUUGGGUCACAGCUACCAUGGCGUCCUAUUGCACACUCUGCAAAGGUUGUGUUUGGAUGUACUGACAGUCAGAUAGGACCUGAUACUGUCCCCCCAUGGAUGAACCUUUAUGAAAACACAAACCAAAAGAACAGCUUUACGUUAUCAUUUUGUCCUAUAUUCUUUAAAGUCAAAGUGAAACAGGCAAACCGAUUGCCAGUGAGACAUGAAUAAAGAGACGGACGAUCCUACCGCAUCUCUUCUGCCCGCGGAUGGGCAACUGCAGGUAUACACUCGACGGUGGUAUGUUUUAACAAUGUUUGGGAUGGUUAAUUUCACACAGAAUCUUGUUUGGAACACAUGGGGUCCUGUUACACAGUCUGCAAAGGCUGUGUUUGGAUGGAGUGACAGUCAGAUAGGACAGUUUGCCAAUAUGGGAAACAUUGCAUACCUUGUCACAGUAUUUCCUGUUUGUUACUUGAUGGGAAAACUGGGGUUACGUUUUUCAAUCCUUGGCUGUACUCUUUUGAUAUUCAUUGGAACAGGAUUAAGAUGUAUAACGUAUGAAAAAGAAGUAGCAACAUGGUUAUCCUAUGUGUGUUCAGUAUUGAAUGGAAUAGGAGGAAUAGUGCCCUUUGCAGGACCAUCAUUAGUGGCCAACACUUGGUUUCCUCUCAGUGAGCGUGCAACAGCCACUGCAGUGUCAUCAGUGUUCAUGUACAUGGGCGUUGGACUUUCCUUUAUCAUUGGAUCUGAAUGGGUUCCAUCCCCCGUGCAGGUAAACUCUACGGGUGAUGUUGGCUUCAAUGCAGAUAUUGAAUCCAUAAGUAGGCUAUCAUCUUCGAAUUCAGAUUCAGCCAUGAAUACAUCAAAUCAUUCAGUUAAAGUAAUCAACAUGGAUUCAAUGCGAACAGAUAUUAUGAAUUUGCUGUAUUCUGAGUGCGGCCUCGCUGGUUUGAUCUUUUUACUCUCUCUUUUGUAUCUUCCCGCCAAACCACCAACACCACCAAGUACGUCUGCUUCUGUGCAGAGAACCAACUACAAGGAAUCCCUUGGAAGUGUGGCUAGGAACAAAUCUCUCAUAUUGUUGGGUUUGGCCAAUGCAAUACCUAAUGGAGUAUUUGGAAGCUGGCAGGCUGUAUUAGAUGUGUUAUUAGACCCAGUCGGUAUGAAUCAAAGUGAAGCCGGAUGGUUAGGAUUCUACAUGACAGCAGCUGGAGGCGUGUCUGGACUUCUUAUUGGGAGAUUUUCAGAUAUAUUUUUGAGACACACUAAAUUCUUUUUAAUCCUGAUGAAUGGCGGAGCAGUCCUAGGCUAUGUGUGGUUUUCUCUCAUGAGCUCUGGAAUCAUACCUAUCUCUAAAGUUGAAAUCUACAUAUCAGCAAUCAUCGGAGGAAUGUUUAUCAACGGCUCUUUUCCGUUGGUUUACGAGAUGGGAUCUGAGUUGGCAUUCCCCGUGUCGGAGGCAGUAGUUGGGGGACUCUUGACAUGUUUCAUGGAGAUUUUCGGAAUUUUUUUCCUACUGGUUCUUAUGAUUCCAAACAUAGGAACUAGCUGGAUGAACUGGUCCUUAUCAGGAAGUCUAUUUCUAGGGUUUGUUCUGCUCUUCUUGUUUCCAGCACGCUAUAGACGAACUGACAUAGAUAAUGUCGUCGUCCAUGUUAAUACCGAAGACAGAUAUGACGACUCUGUUAACAGAAACACAAUAACGGGACACCCAGCAAGAUAUGAUGAAUGAAUAUUGUCUAAAAUGUGUCUUAAUAAGGUCGAUCGGUUGAUAUGAAUAGAUUUAAUCUGCAAAUUUGUAUGUAUUUAGAAAUUUAUUGGUUAUAAACCUUCAACCUAAGUUGAAAAAUAAUAAAGAAUGCUGUAGUUGAAUAUUUCACGUGGUCGUAAUUUGAAAAGAGUGCGUGUUUUACAAACAUCGAUACAUUAUGUACAUGUAGUAUUCUAGUUCAUAACGAUUAUGGACAUUAAUCAGUUUUUAGUUUGAAACAAUUGAGCCCCAAUAAAAUACAGAAAGAUUUCAAUCCAAGCCAUUUCCAUACGUUUUAUUUCAGUCUUUUGAUUGCAUUUUAAUUUUUUUAUUAUAACAUUGAUAUGUAGUAAAGAGAAUAUAUUGCAGGUAAGUCUCAUUUUGUAGUUGAUAAAAAUACAACUUUGUUCUCGGAACGACCUUUUGUUUGAUUUAGGUAUAAGGAUAUUCCAAUAUCCCUCUUUCAACGGUAUGAUGUAAACUCUUCAGCAAUAAACUUUUAUAAAAUCUUUCUUUUACUAUAGUUACAUCAGCAAUUGUGUUGAAGUACUAUUAAUGUAGAUUCAAGUAAUUUCAAACCUUUGCCUAAAGAGAAAGUCUACAUUAGAAUAGGCGGAUAAUAGAUUGAAUUCUGCUUUUAAAUUAGCUUACCCUCUUUUUAACCCCCCCCCCCACCCUUCAUUUUUCUUUAUUUAGUUACAAACCGAAUAUUGCUCAUGUUAAAUCUAUCAAGAAUAAGGAUAGAAUGACAAACAACUAAUGAAGUCUGCAGUAAAUUUUAAGGAUAAAUUGCUGAUGGAUCCCUUAAGAAGGGUAAAUUUUAUGUGACACCUUACCUUAGAGAAAGGGCAAAAAUGGUUAGGAAAAACACAUUUCUGAAUGUAAUAUUAAAUUCACCAUUGACCCAUAUCAUCAGCUUACAGAGACGCAAAUGCUGUAUCGCAAAAUACAGGACAUGAAAAAGAAAUUAAUGCAAAAAAGAGAUAAAGUCGGGCUAUUAAAACAAUUAUUGAAGCAUGAGCUUGAACGUUCCAAUUUUAGAUAUUACAUGCAUGUGGAAGAUCUUUUCACGCUGCAGAUAUUCAAUAAUGUACUAAGAGUUGUCUUUCAUGUCUUUCCUUUUAUACAUGGAAGAAAUAAUAAUAUAUUCAGAAAUUCCGAACAUCUGAUGUGCGAUAACUAUUUUUUGGGAACAAGAUUAUCAUUUAAUUGAAUCAUUUAAAAUAGAACCAGAGGCCAAUACCAACAUUGGAUUUCCUUGAAUAGAUGUGUAUAAGAAAUUAAAACAGAACAAUAGUGAAAGAAUACUUCUUGUUAAAAAUAAUGUUAUGAUCAAUUAUGGCCAAGAGGCACACACAUUUUUCAAUUUGAAUUAGCAGCAUAUCCUAUUCUUUAAGUACAAAUUUGCAAAGGACUAUAAUUAAAGCUGAGCCAGCUGCUGAUAAAAUGUUUUUUAUGUAUGCAAAACAUUUAAUUAAAUAUCAUCAUGAACAUGACAAUAGGAUUACAUUCUUGCAUAGUAUUUUGGUUUUGAUUCUGGUGGUGACCAAAAUGAUUAAAACCUGGAGGUCAACAUUUGUUAAAGUUAUAAAAAAAUACACAAAUACUUGUAUAAAUUCGAUAUAUAACCCCUUUAUAAAACAAAUUUUCAAUGUGAACACUUUUAA
Molecule: messenger RNA, 3449 nt
Organism: Magallana angulata
Lineage: Eukaryota; Metazoa; Mollusca; Bivalvia; Ostreida; Ostreidae
Product: solute carrier family 49 member 4-like
Exons: 12
Coding region: 253-1764 (503 amino acids)
Biological process (GO): transmembrane transport
Cellular component (GO): membrane; intracellular membrane-bounded organelle
Molecular function (GO): transmembrane transporter activity
Source: RefSeq, a predicted model, not a curated record